CUUUGUGGUCGAAUAAUGGAUUCUGGAACAUCCCAUUCUGCUGCAAUCCUUGAAGCAUUAGAUGCAUAGCUGAUAGAUGAGAGUAUGAUGUUUGAUCUAAUAGAUUCCAGAGUUUGGUGAAGAAGUGAGUUUGCAGAGAUGGAUUUCUUUUGAAAAACCCUUCUGUUUCUCUCGUUCCAUGUGUGCUGCAAAGUAGGGAGUCUUUGUUGGAUUGCCACCCACAGUAUGAAAGAGUGUUUGGGGAUAGAGGGUUUGGUUCACACUAGGUGAGUCCAAGGUAGGGUUGGGUGAUGCUUGUUGAAAUGUUUCAUGGUGUGUGGAAUAGAAAAUUGACCAUUGGGUGAGGGUAUCCAAAUGUGUUUGUCACUGCAGCUGGUUUGUGGGUUUGGAAGGUUGGUUAUAUGCUGUAGUUGUGGAAUGAUGGAUGGUAUGGAAGGGGGAAAGGACCAUGAGUUAUUGGUAAUGAAGGAUCCUACCUUUGUGUUGCUGUGAUAGCCUGAAAGUGAGAUCAGUUGUGGAGAUGUCAAUUGGUGCAGAGGACCAAGAUGGCACCAAUUGUCAAGCCAAAAAUUAGAGCUUGAACCAUCUCCAAUUUUUACCCUGACAAGUGGUUUAAUUGUAUCUCUGAGGCUGAGCAAUUUCCUCCAGUUCCAUGAGCAUUGGCCUGGGACCUUGACCUCCCAAAUACUUAGAUAGGUGUUGAUCCAUUUUACCCACAACAUGUCCUUAUUUAGAAAAUGCAUGUAUUAUCGCGUAACGAAAAUAAAAAUGGACUUGAACCUAGGAAGAUGAAGUCUGUUUGGCUGAAAACAGGGGUUUUUUAGUUGCAACGCAUUACACCUCGAGGCCUUUAUACCCUCAUUUGCAACCAGCCACCAACAGUUUCAUCUUGUACCAAACAAAUUCAGACCUGCCCUCUAAUCAGUGAUCAAUUUGUCUUUUAAUCUUAAUUGUCAAGGUUAUUUUUUUUCUCUCAUUAUAUUGUUUACUUGAUCAGAUUCGAGGCCAGGGAACUUGCAGGUACCACUCCCAAAAUCUGCAAGACACCUGAGAAGGUGCCGCCUUCUGGGUGGAAGAAGUGGGUGCUUGUCCAGCAUCCCAACAUUGUGGUUGAUGAUGACGACUUGGGAGCUAAAGACAACGGAGAAGCAGAGUUGGCUGAGCAGAUGGAAGCUGGAAACAGUGGAGAAGCUGCAGAGGUAGUGCCUUCCAAUCCCACUAGUCCUGAGAACACCAGGACAUUCAUGAGGGUUGGCUUAGGUUCACUCAUAUACAAUCCUAGAGUGAACCAACCUAUUGUACUUGGUGUCAGAAACUUCUCCAAAAAGAAGAAAAAUUCUGGGCAGGGUUCAAAAACGCCUACUAUUCCCAAAAAUCCCUUCCCCGAUAAACCUCUCUUCAAGUGUGAGCAGUGCUGGUUGUAUCCCCGACCGGAAAAAGGAACGGAGGAGGACAUUGAGAACGAAAAAAGAACGGAUGAGGACUUUGAGAAGGAAAAAGGACCGGAUGAGGACAUUUAUGAGGAAACAAGGGAAAUCUUUUCCCAUGCAUGGCAGGUGGCGAACCAUUGCAAAAACAAGCACAAAAGUAAGAAGACGUGCAAUAAAUGCGGUAAUGGCUUCGAGACACAGGCUCAUCUGAGAGACCAUAUGAAAGUCUGUCCUCAUAAAAUCUGGGAAGAUUGCAACAACGCUAUGUGAGGUUUAAAGAACAAGAUUUACCUACUUUACUGCCAGUGAACCUUUUUUUAUUACUGAGUCAUAUCAAAAGAAUUUUAUAGUUAUAUGGAUGAAUUACUUGGAGUGAGUAUUUUGAAGUGAGUAUUUUAAAGUUAUUUUGUAUUUAUUGAUGGCUUAAGUAGUGCAAUUCUUUUAUAUGGAUGAAUUAAUU
Cornus florida is the source of this 1890-nucleotide messenger RNA. RefSeq lists its product as uncharacterized. The record is from RefSeq and is a predicted model, not a curated record. The transcript has 5 exons. Bases 1167 to 1700 code for a protein of 177 amino acids. NCBI's taxonomy places the organism in Eukaryota, Viridiplantae, Streptophyta, Magnoliopsida, Cornales, Cornaceae.